AGAAGGGAUUCGCCGUCCUUGAAUAAUAGCCAGGAAAGGAGAUUAAUACGAAACGAAGCGUUGCAUCUUGGAAUGACAUGCUCCUCGACGCCUCUCACAGCCCGAAGGAGCUGCAGUGGCUCACAACCACGGAACCGGAAGUUGAACGAGGGACAGGGUCGGAUGAGCCUCUUCUGUUGCGUAACCCUGAGAAGUGCUCCAAAGCAGAUCGUGCAUUCCACGCACCACAUUGCAGCAAACUUCCUCACUUCCCAGAUGAAAACGACUGGAUUUGGACUAAUGAAAAAAGGAACGGUCAGCUGCCGUCAGAGUAAGUGAAGGUUUUAGGAUUUUUUUUGGUGGAUGAUCACGAUUCUGACGUUUCAGAAGAGUCUGUGUCUUUUUCCUUUUUCACUCAUCCUGCCUGGCAUUUGGCAAAAUCAUGAGCAGGUAUUUGCUUUAUCGUAUCUACUCCUUUUGGGGACUGUUGCCCUUUUGGAUACUGUGUACAUCUUCUACCAACAAAUGUACUGUUAGACAUGAAAUAGCUGACUGCAGUCAUCUGAAGUUGACUCAAAUACCUGAUGACCUCCCAACAAACAUAACAGUGUUGAAUCUCACUCAUAAUCAACUCAGAAGGCUACCACCUGCCAAUUUUACAAGAUAUAGCCAACUUACUAUCUUGGAUGGAGGAUUUAACUCCAUCUCAAAGCUGGAGCCAGAAUUGUGCCAAAGCCUCCCUUUGCUGGAAAUUUUGAACCUCCAACACAAUGAGCUAUCUCAGCUUUCUGAUAAAACCUUUAUCUUCUGCAUGAAUUUGACUGAACUCCAUCUAAUGUCCAACUCAAUCCAGAAAAUUCAAAAUAAUCCCUUUAAAAACCUGAAGAAUUUAAUCAAAUUAGACCUAGCUCAUAAUGGUUUAUCAUCUACUAAAUUAGGAACUCAGCUGCAACUGGAAAAUCUCCAAGAGCUUCUACUAUCAAAUAAUAAAAUUUCUGCACUGAGGCGUGAAGAACUUGAUUUCCUUGGCAACUCUUCUUUAAAACGAUUAGAGCUGUCAUCAAAUCAAAUAAAAGAGUUCUCUCCAGGGUGUUUUCAUGCAAUUGGAAAAUUAUUUGGCUUCUCUCUGAACAAUGCCAAACUGAGCCCCAGUCUCAUAGAAGAGCUCUGCUUGGAAUUAUCAAACACAAGCCUUCAGAGUCUGUCCCUGAGCAACAACCAGCUGUACACAACCAGCAACACGACUUUUGCUGGGCUGAAGCAGACAAAUCUCACAAUGCUCGAUCUUUCCCAUAACAGCUUACGUGUGAUUGGUAAUGAUUCCUUUGCUUGGCUUCCACAUCUAGAAUAUCUCUUUCUGGAGUAUAAUAACAUAGAACAUCUGUCUUCUCGCUCUUUCUAUGGGCUUUCCAAUGUGAGAUACCUGAAUCUGAGACGAUCUUUUACUCAACAAAGCAUUUCCCUGGCUUCACUUCCCAAGAUUGAUGAUUUUUCCUUUCAGUGGCUAAAAUUUUUGGAGUAUCUCAAUAUGGAAGAUAACACCUUUCCAGGCCUAAAACGCAAUACUUUCACGGGAUUGACAAGGCUGAGGAGUCUAAGUCUAUCCAACUCCUUCUCAAGUUCGCGAACUUUAACAAACGAAACGUUUUUAUCACUUGCUGGUUCUCCUCUGCGCGUACUGAACCUGACCAAAAAUAAAAUCUCAAAAAUCGAGAGUGGUGCUUUUUCUUGGCUGGGCCACCUAAAUGUACUUGACCUUGGCCUUAAUGAAAUUGGGCAAGAACUCACAGGCCAGGAAUGGAGAGGUCUAGAGAAUAUUGUUGAAAUCUACCUUUCCUACAACAAGUACGUAGAGCUGACUAGCAACUCUUUUGCCUUGGUUCCUAGCCUUCAACGACUGAUGCUCCGAAGGGUGGCCCUUAAACAUGUGGAUAGCUCCCCCUCACCUUUUCACCCUCUUCCUAACCUGACCAUUCUGGAUCUAAGCAACAACAACAUAGCCAACAUCAAUGAUGAACUGUUGAAGGGUCUGGAGAAACUAGAAAUUCUGGAUUUGCAGCAUAACAACUUAGCUCGCCUCUGGAAGCGUGCAAACCCUGGCGGUCCUGUUCAUUUUCUGAAGGGUCUUUCUCGCCUCUGCGUCCUUAACUUAGCGUCUAAUGGCUUUGAUGAGAUCCCAGCAGAAGUCUUCAAGGACUUACGUGAAUUGAAGAGCAUCGAUUUAGGAUUGAAUAAUUUAAAUAUCCUUCCACCAUCUCUCUUUGAUAAUCAAGUGUUGCUCAAGUCAUUAAGCCUUCAGAAGAAUCUCAUAACAUCUGUUGAAAAGAACGUUUUUGGGCCAGCCUUCAAGAACCUGAGUGAUUUAGAUAUGAGCUUUAAUCCAUUUGAUUGUACAUGUGAAAGCAUUGCCUGGUUUGCUAAUUGGAUUAAUAAUACCCAUACCAACAUCUCUGAACUAUCAAGCCGUUACCUCUGCAACACUCCACCUCAAUAUCGUGGUUUCCCAGUGAUGCUUUUUGAUACAUCACCCUGCAAAGACAGUGCCCCAUUUGAACUCCUUUUCAUGAUAAAUACCAGUACCCUACUGAUUUUUAACCUUAUUGUACUGCUCAUCCAUUUUGAAGGCUGGAAGAUAUCUUUUUAUUGGAAUGUUUUAGUGCAUCGAGUUCUUGGUUUCAAAGAAAUAGACAGACAUCCAGAACAGUUUGAAUAUGUGGCAUAUAUCAUUCAUGCCUAUAAAGAUAGGGAUUGGGUCUGGGAACACUUCUCCCCAAUGGAAGAAGAAGAUCAUACACUCAGGUUUUGUCUGGAAGAAAGGGAUUUUGAGGCAGGUGUCCUUGAACUUGAAGCAAUUGUUAAUAGCAUCAGAAGGAGCAGAAAAAUUAUUUUUGUUAUAACACAGAAUCUACUGAAAGAUCCAUUAUGCAAAAGAUUCAAGGUGCACCACGCAGUUCAGCAAGCUAUUGAACAAAAUCUGGAUUCCAUUAUAUUGAUCUUUCUUGAGGAUAUUCCGGAUUAUAAACUGAAUCAUGCGCUCUGUUUGCGAAGAGGGAUGUUUAAAUCUCACUGCAUCUUGAACUGGCCGGUUCAGAAAGAACGGGUAAAUGCCUUUCAUCAUAAAUUGCAAGUAGCACUUGGUUCCAGAAAUUCAGUACAUUAAAUUUAUUUAAAGACUAAAUUAAAGGAGUAACUUUCCUAAUUUAAAAAA
This is a messenger RNA of Kogia breviceps (pygmy sperm whale), 3187 nucleotides long. NCBI's taxonomy places the organism in Eukaryota, Metazoa, Chordata, Mammalia, Artiodactyla, Physeteridae. The record is from RefSeq and is a predicted model, not a curated record.